Molecule: messenger RNA, 4304 nt
Organism: Petromyzon marinus (sea lamprey)
Lineage: Eukaryota; Metazoa; Chordata; Hyperoartia; Petromyzontiformes; Petromyzontidae
Product: actin-related protein 2/3 complex subunit 1A-like
Biological process (GO): Arp2/3 complex-mediated actin nucleation
Cellular component (GO): actin cytoskeleton; Arp2/3 protein complex
Molecular function (GO): actin filament binding
Source: RefSeq, a predicted model, not a curated record
CACGUUUUGUGUUGGGGUGGAGUUGACGCACAGACAGACAGACUCUCUCCUCUCGCCUAUCCCACACUCUCCUCCCCACACACUCUCCUCCCCACACACCCUCCUCCACACACACCCAGGAGAGCCACAAGGAGAGUCAUCGCUCCCACCGCCACACGGCCAAGAAAGUCUGGGAAAAAGAACGCUGUCGCAAGGAGGAACAAACUGCGCUCCGAACAUCUGCUUUCCUGAGGAGGAAUGUCGCUCUGCAGCCUGCAACUGGAGCCCAUCACGUGCUAUGCAUGGAACGGAGACCGCUCACAGGUGGCGUUGAGUCCCAACAACGAGAGUGUGCACAUCUACCAGCGCAGCAGCGGCUCGGGCUGGCUCAAGGUGGACGAGCUCGCAGAGCACAGCGGCCGCGUCACGGGAAUCGACUGGGCACCGGGCACGGACCGCAUUGUGACCUGCGGCUCCGACCGCAACGCGUACGUGUGGACGCGGCGCGGGGCGCAGCAGCAGCAGCAGCAACAGGGCUCUGCACCCGCAGCAGGGGUCACCAGCGGCUGGGGACCGACGCUCGUGCUGCUGCGUUUUAACCGCGCCGCUACGUGCGUGCGCUGGUCGCCCCGAGAGGACAAGUUUGCCGUGGGAAGCGGAGCUCGGCUCGUGUCCGUGUGCUACUUCGAGAAGGACAACAAUUGGUGGGUAAGCAAGCACAUCAAGAAGCCCAUCAGCUCCACCGUGCUGAGCCUGGACUGGCAUCCCAACAACGUCCUCCUUGCCGCUGGAUCCUGCGACUUCAAGUGCAGGGUGUUCUCGGCGUACGUGAAGGAGGUGGACGAGAAGCCCGCUCCCACUCCGUGGGGGUCCCGAAUGCCGUUCGGGGAGCUCAUGGCAGAGCUCACGGGCUCGCACUCGGCGGGGGGCUGGGUCCACGGCCUGUGCUUCUCCCAGGACGGCAAUCGUCUCGCCUGGGUGGCUCACGACAGCACCGUGUGCCUGGCGGACCCGCGCCUCGACAAGGACGCGCCGGUGGGCGUGCUGAAGACGGACUUCCUUCCACUCCUCACCAUCACUUUUAUCUCGGACAACAGUCUGGUGGCUGCGGGUCACGACUGCUACCCGGUGCUGCUCACGAGCGAGGCGAGCGGCGCUCUGCGCGUGGCUGGCAAGCUGGACCGCGGCCGCCAGGGGGCGACGAAGAAUCUCUCAGCCAGGGACAUGUUCCGUAACAUGGACAAGAAGGCGAGCGCAGAGGAGGGCGACAGCGCUUUGGACUCCCUGCACCAGAACAGCAUCACGCAGCUGUCCGUGUUGGAGGGAGACAAGGCAAAAUGCAGGGUCCUGUGCAGCUCAGGCAUGGACGGCUCCUUUGUCAUCUGGAACCUGGAGACGAUGGAGAACAUGAUGGAAGGCCUCGUCAUAGCCUGAACAUGAUAUGCUCUCCGAUUUUAAAAUUCCACGCAACACCUUUAAAACAAUUUUGUUUGCGUUCCCUUUUCCUGGGUCUUUUCCUUCUUUGCAAUAAAGCUGCUCUUAUCAGAGGUAUUUUACCCUUAAUAAAAUGACAUUGCGAUGGGCAUUCAGCAAGGGCGCGGUGUGUGCGUGUUAAUGAACGCCUUGCGGGCGACACUGGAUCAACGUGAGCCAAAGUCCAUCCUAUUCUCGCGAAAACCAAAUUCCUGAUCUGUUGCGUGAGGCUCUUUGAGGCACGGGUGGAGAUACGAUUACCUUUUCCGAGGGUCAGAGGACCUUUAAAUACCUUUGGUGGCCCACACAAAGGCAAAGAUCACCUGUAUAUCCUCAACGACUGUUGGGGAGAAGUACGGUUUGCGAGCACCUAUGAAGGCCGGCAAGGCACACGAAGGGGUGAGUAAUCAGCACCACUUCCAGCCGCCUUUGUCUCCCAAGUGGCGAUGUUUAUACAUCGCGCCAGGUCUUCGUCUGAGGCACAGUCGACCUAGGGGAGGCCCAGGACCGCUUCACAUAAUCAUCACUGGCGUUGGCCGUGAGCGCGAAAUCGAACUUGGGUGGACUGGUUUCAUUGCGCAGUGCGCUAACCGCUGCGCCACCGCUCCCCAUAACACUGAUGGCUGAGUUCUCGCUCGGCACGCCUCUAGUUGGGUGACACCCGAAGGCGCGAACACACACACACACACCUUUGCGUUUCUCGAUACCUCAGCAAAUUAUAAAGCAUACAUGCGGACCGAGUGUAAAGAGCCCCCUUGCAGCUGUGCUGGAAAUGGGAGGUGCGACUUGAAUAUGAUACAAUUAGCAACGCAGGCUGCUUGCUCGGUUUACAAUAGUACAGAACUAUGAACUUGGUCGUUUAAGUUCGAUUCCCGGCCAUGGCUAACAUCAGUGGCCGGUGUUAUCCGAAUCGGCACUGGACACACGCCGUUUUCCUUCAGGCAACUGCACUGAUCAGUGUGGCGAAGUAUGGCCAAAUAACCUCCUGUAAUUACUUCAUGUAAUGUGGAGGCCUUAAUUCACGGGUGGAUUGAUAAUAACCUGACAGUUCAGGGAAGUAGUCGUAGCAGCUGUUCGCACACUGCACUCGGAAACCUGCCACCCGAGUUCGACUCCCAACAUCAGUGGCGGGCGAUAGCAGAACAAGCCAUUGGCCAUCACAACCCGCACUGACAAUAAUGGUGAAGUAUGGUCACGUUUACCUCAACGACUUACGUGGUGUAAGAUGCCUUCAUCCAAGCAGUCGAUUAACAAAAGGCAGUUGUUAAAUGAUAAUGUAUUCAUUCAAAUUAGCAUACUACACAGAUGCACUCCACAGCGGGAGAAAAAAUGACUAAACAAACGCAUAUAUUGAUCCUGUAGAAAUGUUUAUUGCUUUUGUAAGGGUACCACAAGGGAAGAACUACUUAAUUUAUACUUCAUCAAUCAUUUUAAAUACUUAUGUGAGAGAGGACAAGAUGUGGUAUAUUAAUUUAAUAAGCAAAGAGACACCGAAUAAUUUCGCCAUUUUUUGGACCUCCACGAAACACUCCAAUUGCUCAAACGGCACCCACGGGGCCUUACACCAAGACUAGUCCACAGCGAACGAAUCAAGACCUCAACAUUCAACGUUGCUUGGAUCUAAAUCGUCCACCGUACUUGUAAUUCACACACACUGAAUUCGCAACAUGUGCAAUCCAUGUCGUUGACCGUGUUCUCCAGGUUAUAAGAUCAUCCGGAAAGUAAUACGCGCCCCACACAUACUGCGCCCCAGUUGAAAGAGGAAGGGAGGGGGGGGAACGAGAUGAAACGUAUAAUCUGGAGAAUGCGCAAAAUGUUGCACACAAAGUGCUUAAGAUUAAAAAAACGAUUUGCUCACAACCAAAAUAAACUAUUAUUAGUAGUCGCUCUUGUCGAGAGCAUUAACGCACCGCAUCGCGCGCUUUCAGAUGCGCGCUUCUGCGGCCGUCUGGAACGCUCUUCCUUCCGAUAUUAGGAAGCAACUGGAGCUAUACACUCUUUAAUCUAGAUUGAAAACUCGCUUCUUUAGAACUGCUGAUUGCUUUUAGUUUGUUGUCCUUCCGCCGCACCUCCGGUGAGCACGGGUGGCUACGGACGGUACGAAAGAAGUUCAAACAUUCAUACAUAUAAUCGGGGAUUUGGCCACAAAACCUGAUCACACAUUAUUGCAGUGUUUAUUAUUGCGGGUGUACCGAUGCAUCAAUCGCUAUGCUGCCGGAUACAGGCAAAGUGUUUCAUGAAGCGCAGCCGUCAUAAUUCUCGGUAAGGUCAUUAACAUAACACCCGGAGAUGGGAGAACGUCUCACUCACCACACGAUUUCAUUUCCUAAGACGUAACUGCGAAUUUACUCGGCUGCUCAAACCACCGCGCCUAUCAAAGAUCCAAUUUGGUAUAAACGGUUUAACGCAUAUUUUAGACACAAAACGCACGCAUGUACAUACAUCCCCUCCCCCAAUGGGAAUUUGUCCAUGGGCAAGUGCUGUUAGUAAGCACCAAGUAAGGAUGGAGCACACUAAAUGUUUUUUUUUUCUGGCCAGCGUGCUGCCAAUCUCCCUUUGUCCCCCCAGUGUUUGCAUCAACAAACUCACCUUGAGCCAAUGACACAGAUUAGCAAGAAUUUUUUUUUUCACAGACUGAAAACAAUAAGGUGUUUACACAGCACCAAAAACGUAACCAACGCAUGCUUUGCUUUUCAACUUGAGAUCGUGGCCUUUCGCGCGUAUAUUCUACACUCAGCCCAUGAUAACGUCCAACUCCUAUUGGCUGAAAUUGGGGGAGUGUCUUGGGCAAAGAUAACCGAAGGGAGGUUCAGGCCAGGUUCACAUACCAGUUGCUACUGGUAAAAAAAAAA